This is a messenger RNA of Staurois parvus, 585 nucleotides long. The record is from the annotation of a GenBank genome assembly. NCBI's taxonomy places the organism in Eukaryota, Metazoa, Chordata, Amphibia, Anura, Ranidae.
CUGUCCGCAGUCUCUGGUCAUCCCUGUGCUGUCCGCAGUCUCUGGUCAUCCCUGUGCUGUCCGCAGUCUCUGGUCAUCCCUGUGCUGUCCGCAGUCUCUGGUCAUCCCUGUGCUGUCCGCAGUCUCUGGUCAUCCCUGUGCUGUCCGCAGUCUCUGUCUCUGGUCAUCCCUGUGCUGUCCGCAGUCUCUGGUCAUCCCUGUGCUGUCCGCAGUCUCUGGUCUUCCCUGUGCUGUCCGCAGUCUCUGGUCAUCCCUGUGCUGUCCGCAGUCUCUGGUCAUCUCUGUGCUGUCCGCAGUCUCUGGUCAUCUCCUGUACUGUGUCCGCAGUCUCUGGUCAUCUCCUGCACUGUGUCAGCAGUCUCUGAUCAUCCCCUGCACUGUCCGCAGUCUCUGGUCAUCCCCUGCACUGUCCGCAGUCUCUGGUCAUCUCCUGUGCUGUGUCCGCAGUCUCUGGUCAUCUCCUGUACUGUGUCCGCAGUCUCUGGUCAUCUCCUGUACUAUGUCCGCAGUGUCUGGUCAUCUCCUGUACUGUGUCCACAGUCUCUGGUCAUCCCUGUGCUGUCCGCAGUCUCUGGUCAUCUCCUG